AAAAGGUUCACUCAUUCACCUGAAUAACACAUACAUUUAAUUUGUAAACUAUAGUCAUGGCUUCCAACAAAUUCUCUGCCUUGAUUUUAGUGCUUUCUCUUCUUGCCUACUCAACAUUCACUGAAGCUAAUUGUCCACCAUCACCAAAGCCAACACCUUCACCUACUCCUGUUCCACCUUCACCCAAAGGUCAAUGCCCUAAGGAUACCUUAAAGCUAGGGGUUUGUGCUGAUCUUUUAGGGUUGGUUAAUGUUGUUAUUGGAAAUCCUCCUUCAGGUAGUAAAUGUUGUGCAUUGAUUAAGGGUUUGGCUGAUUUGGAGGCUGCACUUUGUCUUUGCACUGCACUUAAGGCUAACGUGCUUGGGAUCAACCUGAAUGUGCCUAUCACUCUCAGCUUGCUCCUUAGUGCAUGUCAAAAAACCGUCCCUCCUGGUUUCCAAUGUCCCUAAGGAUUCCAAUUAGGUUGUGUCUCAUUGUUGAAUAAGUAUGUAUGUGCACUAAUAGUUGUUUCUAUACGAGGCAAAUCGUUAACAACACACUUUCUAAUACUUUCUCUGUAACAUUUUUUAUGUUAUUGGUUGAAAUUCAUGAGUUACAUUCACAUUGAAAAUUACAUGACACGUCUAAAUUAAUAAAACAUGCAUGAAUUUCAACCAAUAAAACAAAGUUUUGCAAAGAAAUGAAAGAGUGUGUUGUUAACACGUCCAUUGUCAUUGUCAUUGUCAUUGUCAUUGUUUUAUGUAGUUUGUUAAUGUGUAGUCUGUCCAAACAUUCAUCUGUGUAGAUUUCUUAACGUGUUUUGGUCAAAUUAAUAAUUUGGCAAGCUUGUAUUCAUUAAUAUAUUGUGAAAUACUAUGUUUGUUUGUCAAGUCCAAAUGUUACGUGCGUUGAGGAGCACAAUAAUUUAUAAAUACAAUUUCAUGAUCGCUA
Messenger RNA from Medicago truncatula (barrel medic), 930 nucleotides. RefSeq names its product 14 kDa proline-rich protein DC2.15. The record is from RefSeq and is a predicted model, not a curated record. NCBI's taxonomy places the organism in Eukaryota, Viridiplantae, Streptophyta, Magnoliopsida, Fabales, Fabaceae. The transcript has a single exon. Bases 57 to 449 code for a protein of 130 amino acids.